Molecule: messenger RNA, 1629 nt
Organism: Pelecanus crispus (Dalmatian pelican)
Lineage: Eukaryota; Metazoa; Chordata; Aves; Pelecaniformes; Pelecanidae
Source: RefSeq, a predicted model, not a curated record
AUGCAGCUCCUGGCACCCCUCACCCUCUGCCUCGGCCUCUGGGCAGGACUCAGCACUGCUGUCAUCCCAGCGGAGGAGGAGAAGCCAUCCUUCUGGAACAAGCAGGCGGCUGCAGCCAUUGAGGCCACCUUCAAGCUCCAGCCCAGAAUAAGCCAAGCCAAAAACCUCAUCCUCUUCCUCGGGGAUGGAUUUGGGAUCCCAACCAUCACAGCCACCCGCAUCCUAAAGGGGCAGAAGGCGGCGAAGCUGGGCCCUGAGACCCCCCUCGCCCUGGAUGCUUUCCCCUAUGUGGCUCUCUCCAAGACAUACAACGUGGACCGGCAGGGGGCAUACAGGUGGGACGGGGGGGCCCCCGACAGCGCGGGGACAGCCACAGCCUACCUCUGUGGUGUGAAGGGCAACUACCAGACGGUGGGGCUGAGCGCAGCCGCCCGCUACUCAGAGUGCAACACCACGGCGGGCAAUGAGGUGGUCUCGGUGCUGGAGCGAGCUCACAAAGCUGGGAAGUCGGUGGGCAUCGUGACGACAACGCGAGUGCAACACGCAUCCCCCGCGGGGACAUACGCGCACGUGGUGGACCGCAACUGGUAUGCGGAUGCCAGCAUGCCCGAUACCGCCCGCCUCGAGGGCUGCAAGGACAUCGCCUGGCAGCUGGUCCACAAUGUCGACAUCAAUGUGAUCUUGGGGGGUGGUCGGAAAUACAUGACCCCCAUGGGGACACAGGACCCUGAGUAUCCCACCUACCCCAUGGCAAAUGGGAUGCGCAAGGACAAGAACAACCUCAUCGACAUGUGGCUGAAGAGACGGGUGCAUGCCCGCUAUGUCUGGAACAGGACGGAGAUGCUGGCCGCUGCUGCUGACCCCAGCGUGAAUUAUUUGAUGGGUCUUUUCGAACCCGGGGACAUGAAGUACAACCUGGUGCGUAACACCACCACAGACCCGUCACUCACUGAGAUGAUGGAGGCGGCCAUCACCAUCUUGAGCAGGAACCCCAAUGGCUUCUACCUCUUUGUGGAAGAUAAGUCUGGGCCGCGCCCAUCUGCAGGCGGCAGAAUCGACCACGGCCACCAUGAUGGUGCAGCCCAUAAGGCGCUGGAGGAGGCGGUGGAGUUCGACCAGGCCAUCGAGCGGGCAGGUGCCCUGACAGAUGAGGCACAGACCCUCACUGUUGUCACCGCCGACCACUCGCAUGUCUUCUCCUUUGGUGGCUACACCCUACGUGGCUCCUCCAUCUUUGGUCUGGCCCCCAACAAAGCUGCUGACUCAAAGAACUACACAUCCAUCCUCUAUGGGAAUGGACCAGGUUACCCAGGCACCAACCGAGUGAGGGCACAGGGACCAUGGCCAGUCUGUGGGAUGUACGACUAUUUGCAGCAGGCUGCCGUGCCCCUCGUCUCAGAGACCCAUGGCGGCGAGGACGUGGCCCACCCGGCCAACGGGCCCCCGGUAGGCCCCAUGCCCCCCCUCUUCCAUGGAGUGCAGGAGCAGACCGACGUGGCCCACGCCAUGGCCUACGCUGCUUGCCUCGAGCCAUACACUGUCUGCCGCCAGCUGGAUUCUGCCGCCGGCGUCCACGCCACCCCCCUGGCCCUGCUCCUGCCCACCCUCCUCCUGCCCCUCUUCCACUGA